AUGAAAAGCUCUGUUAAACACGUAAUGGGCCAGGACAAUGACAAUGUUCGAUUUAAUCUUCGAUUAUACCUUCGUCAUUGUGUUAGAUCGUCGUAUUAUGUUUCAUUCAUCAAAUGUACAGAUUCAACAUGCAUUCAUUGUACACGACAUCCGGUGAGAGCAACCAAAACAGUUAAACUUCUCCGAUCAGGCGGAGAUUACUUACCAUGGCCACAAAAGACGUUUAGCAAAUACCAUUAUGAUACGUUCUUACAACGAACACAUGCGAUACUCGCUGGUGAAAAAAAUAUUGUACCAGAUCAGCAAUUACCAUCAGGACGGACGAAACGAUGUUUAGAAUGUAAAUUACCAUAUAUCUUUUCGUCCAAAGCUGAUGAAGAACGACAUAUGGUGUGGGUACAUUGGUCUAAUGUAUUACCUAAUAAAAAACGAAAACAUUCACCGACACCGAAAUCAAAGUCUGUAUCUAAAUCAAAACAACGAAUUACUAGAAAACGUGAGCUUUCUCCUGAAUACUAG
Didymodactylos carnosus is the source of this 519-nucleotide messenger RNA. The record is from the annotation of a GenBank genome assembly. NCBI's taxonomy places the organism in Eukaryota, Metazoa, Rotifera, Eurotatoria, Philodinida, Philodinidae.